CUAGUUGUAUGACGUUUGACGUGACGGAUGUGUAAUACAAUAGAUUGCGCAUAAAAGUAAAUUAUAAAUAUUUCCAUGUUUUACCCUUAAGAACCAAGAAAGUAUGGCUAAAACAAAAGUGACCGGCGCCACUAGCAGGCUAAAGCAAGACUACUUGCGGCUAAAAAACGACCCAGUGCCGUACGUUACUGCGGAACCUGUGCCGUCAAACAUUCUGGAGUGGCAUUAUGUGGUACGAGGACCCGAGAAAAGUCCAUACGAAGGUGGUUACUACCAUGGGAAAAUCAUAUUUCCCCGGGAGUUUCCGUUUAAGCCGCCGUCGAUCUACAUGAUCACGCCCAACGGCCGCUUCCGAACCAACACACGUCUGUGCCUCAGCAUCACGGACUUCCACCCCGACACUUGGAACCCGGCGUGGUCUAUCUCAACCAUCCUAACGGGCCUGCUAAGUUUCAUGCUAGAAAAAACACCCACCUGGGGUUCCAUAGAAACAUCAGAUUACCAGAAACGGUGUAUGGCAGCUGAAUCUCUGGAAAUUAAUAUAAAAAACAAGAUGUUCUGUGAACUAUUCCCCGAAUUUGUGGAGGAAAUUGAACAACAGCUGAAGGAGAGACAGGAAGCUAUGUUGCAAGCGGAGGAGGUCCCGGGUAGUGAAAGUGAAGUGAUGACAGAGCAACAGUCCAACAUGUACUAUAUUAUGACAAAUUUGUUUGUUCUUGUGGGUUUCAUCUUCCUCGCAUAUAUGGUGAAAUACGUCCUAGUCUCUAUAUCCAAUGACUAGACAAUUAAAUAUUGCUAAAUUUAAUGUAAAUAUUGUAAUUUAUUUUGUAUAUAGGUACUUAUUCCACUGAAAGUGUACAAUGAAUUUCUUUGCAUCUGCACAUUCACAUUCUGUUCAGUGCUCCAUGUAUUCUAUCUCACUGUUGUAAUCAAUUUGGCUGUUAGCUGUUGCUAAUCUAAUAGUGGAGCAUUCCAUGAAAUUGUCUACCGUUGUCCCGUACAAACGCGAAGUUUCUGAAGAUUUAAAGGUAUUAAGAGUUUUCUUUUCUAUGACAAAUGGUCAAAAAUAUGCACAGAAAAAUAAUUGUCUGCUUUAAAUGCCGAGAAAAGUCACAACACAGGAAAUAAAAUGUGUUUGUACGGGACAGCCCGUGGAAUGCUCCUAGUGUGCAUUACUUUUGUUCCUUGUCUUUUUCGUUCAGCAACUACCUAUUCUUAACUUUCUAAUUUACUGUUAGAGCUGUUAACUAACGUAAUAUCUCUAUGUUACCUAUUUAUUAAUUGCUUUCAUAGUAUUCUAGAUAGAUGCAACCAUUUAUGAACACAGUUGCACAAACAUGAAUUAACCCGUGGAGUGCCCUACUGUCACUUGUGUGAUAGUAAUUAGUAUAGGAGUUCCAUACUACUGUGAUUCUGCGGUGCUCUAAGGGUUAAAUUUUAAUAGGUACGGCCAUGCAUCCUUGCAUUGCAUAUGAUCUGAUGAUUUCACUUUGAUUGUUUGUGCAAGUAACUAUGAUUAUCUGUAAGAUAAUUUCAUUAGUAUCGAAAUUGCAUUUACUAUUCUAUCAGAUCUUUUACUAAGUAUUUACUGUAGAGAAGGAUUGCAGUACCUUCACUGCCAGCAGCCUCUUAGUCUUUGGAGGUGGUUUAGACAUGCGCAACCUGAUUUGUAUUUAUUACCGCCGCAAAAUGUUUACUUGGGAUCUGGUACCAUAUCAGUGUCAGCAUGGAAGAGUGACUGGUAUUGUCAAAAUUAGCUAAAUACAUUGUAGGUUGAAGGACAGUGAAAUCUUGCCGUCGAAAGUGUGGAACUGACUUAGUAGCUGUGAUGAAAGCACAUAAUGUGCAAUUUUGCAUAUAAUUUGACAAUUUGGCAAAUGAAAUUUGCAAUCCAUACUUUUGCCCAGGGAUGCUACCAGGAACCAAGACUUAUUUAUUUUGUGAUUAGUUCCCGACUCGCCAAAUUCCUGUUUCGUCAGAUUCUGACAUAUUUACGUGAAUCUGGCGAAUAGGUAACUAAUUUCAUUUGUUUAUUUGAUCAUGAUGAAUGGUGAAAUGUUUGUGUUGGGUAAUUAGCUUGUUAAAUAACAAUUUAACUAGUAACAAUGAAUCAAUACAACUGAAUGUAUAAUUUUCAGCUGAAAAUUUGUAGAUAAUAUUGUUUAAAUAAAGCAUUGAGUAAAGUGUUGAUAUUUUUCUAUUUUAA
Cydia fagiglandana is the source of this 2206-nucleotide messenger RNA. RefSeq names its product ubiquitin-conjugating enzyme E2 J2-like. The transcript has a single exon. Bases 104 to 781 code for a protein of 225 amino acids. The record is from RefSeq and is a predicted model, not a curated record. NCBI's taxonomy places the organism in Eukaryota, Metazoa, Arthropoda, Insecta, Lepidoptera, Tortricidae.